Serendipita indica DSM 11827 is the source of this 1574-nucleotide messenger RNA. NCBI's taxonomy places the organism in Eukaryota, Fungi, Basidiomycota, Agaricomycetes, Sebacinales, Serendipitaceae. The record is from the annotation of a GenBank genome assembly.
AUGGCAUUUUCAGUACCUAUUCAAGAGAGUGCUCCACAUAUCUACAUCUCGGCGCUUCCGUUCACACCUACAGGAUCACAUAUGCAUAUGGAGGGGUUAUCAAUGUAUAGUAACACUCUCAAAGUGACUAAGGGGCUGGAAAAGUCAUACCGGGGACUGCCAGAAGCGCUUCGGGGACAUACAAAGGAUGUCAAUGCGAUUGCAUUUUCACCAGACGGCUCGCGAAUUGUUUCUGGCUCGGAUGACAAUACGAUUCGACUAUGGGAUGCGGAGACUGGCCAGUCGUUGGGAGAACCACUCCGAGGCCACACAAGCUCGGUCAGCGCCGUCGCAUUCUCACCAGAUGGCUCACGCAUUGUCUCUGGAUCGGAUGAUAAGACGAUUCGACUAUGGGAUGCGGAGACGGGCCAGUCGUUGGGAGAACCAUUCCGAGGCCACACAAACUCGGUCACCGCCGUCGCAUUCUCACCAGACGGCUCGCGAAUCGUCUCUGGAUCGUAUGAUAAGACGAUUCGACUAUGGAAUGCGGAGACGGGCCAGUCGUUGGGAGACCCACUCCGAGGCCACACAAACUUGGUCAGCGCCGUCGCAUUCUCACCAGACGGCUCGCGAAUCGUCUCUGGAUCGUAUGAUAAGACGAUUCGACUAUGGAAUGCGGAGACGGGCCAGUCGUUGGGAGACCCACUCCGAGGCCACACAACCUUGGUCAGCGCCGUCGCAUUCUCACCAGACGGCUCGCGAAUCGUCUCUGGAUCGUAUGAUAAGACGAUUCGACUAUGGAAUGCGGAGACGGGCCAGUCGUUGGGAGACCCACUCCGAGGCCACACAAACUGGGUCAGCGCCGUCGCAUUCUCACCAGACGGCUCGCGAAUCGUCUCUGGCUCGCGCGAUUAUACGAUUCGACUAUGGAAUGCGGAGACGGGCCAGUCGUUGGGAGACCCACUCCGAGGCCACACAGACUGGGUCACCGCCGUCGCAUUCUCACCAGACGGCUCGCGAAUCGUCUCUGGCUCGGAUGAUAACACGAUUCGACUAUGGAAUGCGGAGACGGGCCAGUCGUUGGGAGACCCACUCCGAGGCCACACAAGCUCGGUCACCGCCGUCGCAUUCUCACCAGACGGCUCGCGAAUCGUCUCUGGCUCGCGCGAUCAUACGAUUCGACUAUGGAAUGCGGAGACGGGCCAGUCGUUGGGAGACCCACUCCGAGGCCACACAGACUGGGUCAGCGCCGUCGCAUUCUCACCAGACGGCUCGCGAAUCGUCUCUGGCUCGUGGGAUAGCACGAUUCGACUAUGGAAUGCGGAGACGGGCCAGUCGUUGGGAGACCCACUCCGAGGCCACACAAACUCGGUCAGCGCCGUCGCAUUCUCACCAGACGGCUCGCGAAUCGUCUCUGGCUCGCGCGAUCAUACGAUUCGACUAUGGAAUGCGGAGACGGGCCAGUCGUUGGGAGACCCACUCCGAGGCCACACAAACUCGGUCACCGCCGUCGCAUUCUCACCAGACGGCUCGCGAAUCGUCUCUGGCUCGCACGAUCAUACGAUUCGACUAUGGAAUGCGGAGACGGGCCAGUC